CCGGGAUCCUCUGGCCCAGCUCGGGCCCCAGCACUCCGCGCCCACCGCGCGCUGCUGCCAUCCUCUCUGAAGCCACGGAAGGCUAGCUUCUCGAACUCCCGGAGCCACGGAGAAUGGCACUGAGCCCCACCGGCAGCAGGGACCUCGGCUGCUGGGACUAGUUGCGCUUCGUACCCCUUUCCCUCGCUUCGCCUCGCCUCGCCAGGCUUCAGAGCCCGGAGCCCGCCCUCCCUCACGCCCCCUCCUCCUCUCCAAGUGGGCCGACUUCAGGGGUCCCAGCAGGGCAGGGUCGCGUCCCUCCGGACCAAAAAGAGCGCGGACUUUCUCUGUCGUAACCUCCCUCUACCCGGUACAGACACACUCGAGGGUCGGGGGUCGCCAGCCCCUUGCCCCAGCAAACAGAGCCACGGGAGGCUACAGGCGGAUCUCGGGGUGCAGAAGAGAGCUCCCGGGGCUGGGUUCCUCGGAGCGGGCGCAAUCGUCCACGCCUGCUUCCCAGACUUCUCCCCCAGCUCCCCAGUUUCGGAUGAGGAGUUCAGCGCGGCGGGAGGCGGACCGGGCGGAGCAGUGAGCCGAGGGAGUUGGAGUGGGGGGUCUGCUGUGCUUCAACUCAGUGGCCCCCUUCCUGGCCCAGCCGGGGCAGUGAGUGGGGUAUCUCCUGCCUGUCUCUGCCGCCUGCUUCAGAGGGGGUGGGGACAGAGAUCCCCCACCCCCUUCACCCCCUACUGCCACCCGGGCUGGAGGAAGGAGUCUUUCCGAGGGGGGGAGGGGAACCUUGCGAGCCUCGAGAGGACAGAGCAGGACAUGCAGAAAUGUUUUCCUGAUGAUGUAUGGUUGUGUGUAUUCGAACACUACAAUAAUCAAAGAAGUAAAGCUGCAGAUGACCCAGAGGGCAAUGGAAAGAUGCAUGGUCAUCAACGAUACCUCUAAAAUUAUGAAUCUGGAUGACUGGGAGGAUAGUAGUGCCCUCAACGGAAACAGAGAAGAUUGGAAGAAGGACCAGUUCAAGAAAAGAGAUGACGAUCUAUUAGGAGCCCUUUCUUGGAAAUUGUCAGUCCCAAGCAUUUUCCCAAGGCACUGGAGCAGGGCGACACCUAGGAUGCCUGGGGUGUUGCUGCUAUUCUCCACUGCUCUGCUCUCCAGCUGUGUCCAGCUACUGGCAGAAGCUAACUCUUGGUGGUCUUUGGCCAUGAACCCAGUGCAAAGACCUGAAAUGUUCAUCAUUGGAGCCCAGCCUGUAUGUAGUCAACUUCCUGGGCUUUCACCUGGCCAGAGGAAGCUAUGUCAGCUCUACCAGGAGCAUAUGGCCUACAUUGGGGAAGGAGCCAAGACAGGCAUCAAAGAGUGUCAGUAUCAGUUCCGGCAAAGACGCUGGAACUGCAGCACUGUGGACAACACCUCUGUCUUUGGGAGGGUCAUGCAGAUAGGCAGCCGAGAGACAGCUUUCACAUAUGCUGUGAGCGCAGCAGGUGUGGUCAACGCCAUUAGCAGAGCCUGUCGAGAAGGCGAGCUUUCCACCUGUGGCUGUAGCAGGACUGCCCGGCCCAAGGAUUUGCCCCGGGACUGGCUGUGGGGCGGCUGUGGAGACAAUGUGGAGUAUGGCUACCGCUUUGCCAAAGAGUUUGUGGAUGCUCGGGAGCGAGAGAAAAACUUUGCCAAGGGCUCGGAGGAGCAGGGCCGUGUACUUAUGAAUCUGCAGAACAAUGAGGCUGGUCGCAGGGCUGUAUACAAGAUGGCAGAUGUGGCCUGUAAAUGCCAUGGUGUCUCAGGAUCCUGUAGCCUCAAGACCUGCUGGUUACAGCUGGCUGAGUUCCGAAAGGUGGGAGACCAACUGAAGGAGAAGUAUGACAGUGCGGCUGCCAUGCGUAUCACUCGGAAAGGCAAACUAGAGCUAGUGAACAGCCGCUUCAACCAGCCCACCCCUGAGGACUUGGUCUAUGUAGACCCCAGCCCGGACUACUGCUUUCGCAAUGAGACCACUGGCUCCCUGGGCACUCAGGGCCGGCUCUGCAACAAGACCUCGGAGGGCACGGAUGGCUGUGAGCUGAUGUGUUGUGGCCGGGGCUAUGACCAGUUCAAGAGUGUCCAGGUGGAGCGAUGCCACUGCAAGUUUCACUGGUGCUGCUUUGUCAAGUGCAAGAAAUGCACGGAAGUCGUAGACCAGUACGUCUGUAAAUAAUCUGGCAGAGGCAUCACUCUUCUGGCUGCCCCCCCUCCCACUUCUUCUAUUUCCUCUCCCCCCCCAAAAAAGUUUUUAUUAUAUAAAUCUAUAUAAAUAUAUUUUAUAUUUCUAUAAAUAGAUGAAUGAUAAAUAAUUAAAAGAAGAAAAUUGAAAGGAAAUGUUAUUUAAGAGGUUACAGCUUCAGGAUCUCUCUGAGGAUUGGACUUGGCUGCUUUUCUACUCCUUAUGGAGGUUCCAGACAUUAGGAGCAGGUAGAUUUUUUUUUUUUGUCCCUUUGGUUGGUAUUCUCAGGAUAAGAGGUUAGGACCUACCUAUUACCAUACAGUCUUAAAAAAAAAAGCAGAGGGAUAGGAGUGAAUUGAAUGAGAAGAGGGUUGUCUCUAGUCUUUUGGAGUACUUGUGGGUUAAGUGGUUGUUCUAUUACCCCUACAGAGCCAAAGGUCCUGUGGGAAAUGGUUGGAGGGUUUUGUUCAAAAUGUAAAUUGCAUCUGUAAGAAGGCUUGUGCUUUCUCACUUCCCUCAGUGUAUGUGCAUAUGCGUGCAUAUGUGUGCAUAUGCACACCCAGAGGUUCCAGAUUGAGAACAGAAGUGCCAUCUUUUCCCCAGGACUGCCUGGGCUCCAGCACCUAAGAACCUAUGAUUUAUAUACAUUCCAGUCUAGAUUCAUCUUUCAAGUUUGCAGAUUAUUCCUUAUCCACAGGUCUCCAUAUCUUGCUACAAAUUCCCUGUUUCCAGAGGGAGAAAGGGCCAUUUAAUCUGACCUGUUGAGAAGGACAUACACUGUGUGUGCCUAGACUGCAAAAAUUCAGGCACAACACAGCUGGACUAAUUGAACUUCACUGUGCUCCCUUAUGGGAAGCAGAAACUGGUGAUGCUGCUGCUGCUGCUUCCCCCAUCAAGAAGGGAGGCCUCCUGAACAUGAUGCACAGAUAAGCCAGGAUUGGCUAGCUGGCCUUAAUCCUUGUUUUUGUCCCAGAUGUACGGUUUCUCUUUGGUAUUAAAUACCCUUCACUGAGAUUUCUCUCCACCUUUAA
Phascolarctos cinereus (koala) is the source of this 3216-nucleotide messenger RNA. It is a transcript of the gene WNT5B, whose product is annotated as Wnt family member 5B. NCBI's taxonomy places the organism in Eukaryota, Metazoa, Chordata, Mammalia, Diprotodontia, Phascolarctidae. Gene Ontology annotation, biological process: multicellular organism development; cell fate commitment; neuron differentiation. The record is from RefSeq and is a predicted model, not a curated record. Gene Ontology annotation, molecular function: cytokine activity; frizzled binding. Gene Ontology annotation, cellular component: extracellular region.